Molecule: messenger RNA, 597 nt
Organism: Botrytis porri
Lineage: Eukaryota; Fungi; Ascomycota; Leotiomycetes; Helotiales; Sclerotiniaceae
Exons: 3
Coding region: 1-597 (198 amino acids)
Source: RefSeq, a predicted model, not a curated record
AUGUCUUCUUCUGAUAAACCAGUCCCAAAUGGCUCGAUCAUGACGGAAUCUUCACCCACGUCAAGUGAUUUCAAACACGAGAUACACGAAUUACUUGUCCAGCCCGACACCCCCGAAUUCCCUCUUCAACUAGAUGAGAAGACUGUCCCUGAAGUGCGAGUCCGUAAUCUUCAGAGAAUGAAAGAACUCGACAACUUCAUAGUUUCUGCUUUGGCGCAAUUUCCAGUCGAUGAUUUCAUCAAACGGUUCACUAUGGCAGAGGGAAAAUUGCAACGAUUUUACACAUAUAAGACGCAAAUUGAUGCCGACCAAGGUAAAGAGAUCAACGACAACAUCGAGACAAUGAAAGCAGAGAUUCUAGAAUCAAGGAAGGUUCUUUCCCUAAUCAUGGAACAAAUCUGUGCUUUUCCGUAUUUGAGCCAGAACUUUCCGGAGUUGGAAAUGGAGGAACUAGUAGCAUCUGAGAAACAAUACGUUAUUGAUCAAUUGCAAAAGGCAAAAAAGAAGUUAGAAGCGCUAGAUUUGAUGUGCUUCAGGCUUCAUACCAUGAUCGAUCAAUGUUCGAGAAUAUUGGGAGGAAGAUGGGAUAAGUAUUAG